AUGUCCCUUCAACAAGUGCACAUUGGGCUCGGCCGCAAUGGUUUCGAGCCCGUGGGCUCUGCCGUGGCGGCCGCCGACGAGACGGCCUGCGCAAACAGGCAAUACAGCCAGCUCAUGGAUAAUCUCCUACGACUGUGCCCGCAGCACGCGUGGCCCAAGAGCUCCUACAAAGCCAUGUGUCCGAGUCCCAUUCUCGUCAACCAGCAGCACCAGGGCCAUCUAGAGUCCCUUCACGAGGCCCUGACCAGUGCCGUCACGGACAUUGUGCAGAGAUGGUGGUCCGACAAGGAAGCAGAUUUCCCCCAGCGCAUGCCGCUCGCCAGGGACGAGGAAGAUAUGCUGCGAUGGCUGGACGACCAGGUUUCCCGGGGCAGAAUGGCGCCAUUUUCAUCGUGUCGUGGGUCGUGGAGACCAGACUUUCUCGUCAAGGACGGCGCUGCCGGGGAAGGCGAGGUCUUUUGCAUAACUGAGAUCAACGCCCGGUUUUCCUUCAACGGCUUCAUGCAUGAGGCUCUGGGCCAGGAGGCACUCGACGAGAUGGGCCUCGGCCAGCACGGCUUGGCUGGCGCGACGGACACGGCAAAGCUCUUGGGCGGGCUGAUGCAACUGGUCCAGCCGCGCAUCCCGUUGCAUCUGCUCAGGGGCGAAGAGCCGGGAAUGGACAUACACAUGUUUGUCAACGUGAUGCAGCGGCGCUCUGGGCUGACGGUGCGCCCCGUGACGCCGGCAGACCUCAGGUUAGUGCCCGGGCCGGACGGCUCUGGCCUCAAGCUUUGCUGUGCCGUUGGCAACGGUCCGGACGAGACGACGGCGGCCGUGUCGUGGACCACCGAGGCCGGCGAGCUCGUCGAGGAGAUUCACCAGCUGGGACUGGAACUGCACCAGCGCGAGCUGGCGCGCCUGGAGCCCGAGAUGCUGCGCCAAAUCAGCCUCCGCUGCUUCAACGACAUGCGGACGGUGUUGCUGGUCCACGACAAGAGAAUGCUGGGCGUGGUCAAGCAGGAGCUCGGCCGUCUUGUGAGGCGGCGCGUCCUCAGCCCGGCCCAGGCUCGGGUUCUCGACGCGGGCAUCGCGGAUACCGCGAUCCCCGGCUCGGCGGAGAUGAGCGCGCUUCUCGACCUGUGCAGGCAGGACCCCGAGCUGAGAAGGCACCAUCUGCUCAAGCCGGUGCGAGGCGGCAAGGGCGCCGGCAUAGUGUUUGGCGAUGAAUUGAGCCCCGGCGAAUGGGUCGCCGCCCUCGAGCGCUUGCAGACCUCCCUUCCCGUCCCGGGCGUCUCCUGUGUUGUGCAGCGCCGCAUCCACCCCCGGCUAUACGACGUUGUAUUAAAGCCAUCUGGUGACAAGGCCCGGCACCCCCUGGUGGGCACAUAUCAUGCCGUCCACGGAAAAUUGCUCGGUCUCGGCGUGUGGCGCACCGGGCCCGAUCGUAUCUGCGCCAUUAGCACCGGGGGCGCUUGGAUGUGUUCGGUUACGAGUGCCAGACAGCAUUGA
Messenger RNA from Metarhizium album ARSEF 1941, 1491 nucleotides. RefSeq lists its product as uncharacterized. The coding region runs from base 1 to 1491 and encodes 496 amino acids. Lineage: Eukaryota; Fungi; Ascomycota; Sordariomycetes; Hypocreales; Clavicipitaceae. The transcript has 2 exons. The record is from RefSeq and is a predicted model, not a curated record.